Molecule: messenger RNA, 1503 nt
Organism: Mycena indigotica
Lineage: Eukaryota; Fungi; Basidiomycota; Agaricomycetes; Agaricales; Mycenaceae
Exons: 1
Coding region: 1-1503 (500 amino acids)
Source: RefSeq, a predicted model, not a curated record
AUGGAGGACUCCACCAUGAACGACUUUUACACUAUCCUUGCCGAAUCUGCUGCGCCCGGGUUUGAAAGACAAGCACGGUCGCUUCUUGUCGAAGAGGAAGCCAAACUCGCUCGGAUAGAAUCGCAGCUUAAAAUGCUUUUAUGGACCCGCGACCGUCAACGAGCCCGAAUUGCUGCACUGAAAUACGUUGUUUCGCCUGUGCGAAUGCUACCUGCCGACGUCCUUCUCGUUAUCUUCAAACAGGCUUUUUGGCUGGGACUCGGAUCGUUCGAACCCCCUUCCCGACUGGUCCUCCGCCUGGCGUCUGUCUGCGCAUAUUGGCGCCAAUUGGUCAUCAGCUCGCCACGUUUAUGGGCCUGGGCUAUGAAACUCAAUGUUUCGAACAUAUCACCAUGGUACACAGAAGUUACAAAGACAGUAUUCCAGCGGUCUUCGCCACACCCGUUGUCCAUUACCAUGACUUGUAGGGACCAUAAAAAACCGGUCUCUGCCACAGUGGUGAAGACGGUUUUAUCCUUUGCCCAUCGCUGGUCUCGUAUAAAUGUCAACUUCGAUCUCACCCCUUUUCUCAAUGCCGCACCGCGGCCUACCUUGCUUGAACACUUGACUUUCGCAAAACUUGCCUUGAGUCAGGGUGCCAAAGGCAAAGAAUCCGACAUAUUUCUACACGCACCCAAAUUAUUCGAUCUAUCGAUCUCCAUUGGCCGUCUUGCAAAACUGCCACUUCCCUGGUCGCAGCUCACCAAACUCGAACUAACAACGUAUCGGCCGUUUACGUCGUCCGAGUUUCUUGCCACAAUAGAGCAAUGCACCUCCGUCAGCGAUCUUCAAGUUGAUAGCGAUGGCUGGGAACAAGGCGAUGACAUUUCGAUUCCGCCCCAUUUCGUCUCUCUACCUCGGCUUCGCAACCUGAACUUGAGGAUGUCUGGGAAUCUCGACCCUUUUUUCGCUCAUUUCACAUUUCCCGCUCUAUCGAAGCUCGAUGUUUAUCUCGAUUGGUCUGUAUCCUUUGAAAACUCACUAAGAGGACCAUUCUCAGCGUUCCUUGGGCGUUGUACUGCACUUGAGGAGCUGGAAAUCUUCGGUUCUGAAAUGAACAGCGAGACCUUGGAUGACAUUCUGCUCAAUAUUCCGUCAGUCGUCGAUCUCCAGCUCAUCUGUUGUUUUGCUUGUGUCGACAAUGCUUUUUUUGAGCGGCUCACCUACCGAGAAAUGGAUGCCAACCCACCGGCGCCCCGACUUGAAGCAAUAAAUCUCGAGAAUGUAGGGGACUGCUACGACGAGGACGUGGUCGUCGCUAUGGUGCGCUCUCGCUGGUGGAAGGACGAGGUUUACAAUGCAUUGCCGACUCCGCCCGGAGUUGCCCGAUGGAAAAACAUCUCCAUCUCCGCUAAUGACACCGAUGGAGCAGAGCUUUCAGACGAAUUCAAAGCGGUCAUGCAGGACAUAUGCGCCGAGGGCUUAAACUUCGAUGUUUACACAUAUACGCGACCAAGCGGCUAG